Molecule: messenger RNA, 348 nt
Organism: Dictyostelium purpureum
Lineage: Eukaryota; Evosea; Eumycetozoa; Dictyosteliales; Dictyosteliaceae
Exons: 1
Coding region: 1-348 (115 amino acids)
Source: RefSeq, a predicted model, not a curated record
AUGUUUACUUUAUGUGAUAUUUGGCCUUUUGAAUCACAACAAGAUUCGAUAGAAAUAUUCGAAUUACAAAAACAACAAGAAUUACAAUUACAGCAAAAUCAACAAACAUUAAUAGAAAAAGACCAACAAUUUGAACAAAAACUAAAAGAAAAGGACCAACAACAUCAACAAUUACUAAAAGAAAAAGACCAAAUAUUACAACAAUUACAACAACUACAACAACUUCAUCAAAAGCAAUCGGAACAACAUCAACAGACAUUAAAAGAAAAAAACCAACAACUACAACAACUACAAAAAGAGAAAUCGGAACAAUACCAAACAAUACUAAAAUAUCAAAAAUUAGACUAA